GGCAAGCUGUAAGCUAUGAGUUCCGCCCGGGCGAUAGCCUCGUUGGACCCUCGUUGCAGAUCAAAGCACCGGAGGGUCCACGAUGGUCGGGAAUGGAGGUCAAAGUCCUCUUCCUAAGCAAUGCGUUAGCUCGCAUGGAACCGGCCAUGGCAGAUGUGCCAGAAACUAUCUAUGCCAUUAUCCGGGAUCCAGAUGCGAAAGGGCACUUGGAUAAUUCCAACACUGCUUGGACUCUGGAAGACGUCCCUGAUGCAAAACGCAGGCCCCCGUUCCGUCGCUAUAUGAUACCAAUGGCGACACCAACCCUUCGCAUCGACUUGCACUGCGUGACGGUUCUCAUCCGCCCGCCGUGGAUGAUACUCCUUCGCAGGAUGCUUAUCCCGAUCGAGCGCGAAGCUGAUUUUCUUCGAGGUAUGGCUCUUGUGUUCCAUCGCGACAGUCAGGUCAUGCCACAUAUCAUCGAGGAGAAUCCUGACGCACAAGUCACGGCGGAUUCGCUUCCCCGGCCUCGUCCCCCAGAUACACACGGGCGUAAACUUUUCAAGCAGCUGGUGAAGCGUGUCAUGGUUCGUCCAAAUGGUGGAGCUUUAUGACGCGCCCAUCGAUUGGGACGACUGGAAAGAGCCUGACGAAAAUCCGGUGACCCAACCCGAGGAGCGCCCAGCCAAGAUACCGGGAUUGGCUUCCACUGUCCUUGAACUGGAGGCUCGUAAGUUUGUAGAAUUGCCAAUGACUGGAGAGCUUGCUGCCCACGAGCAGAAGUUUGUGGAUCGGUAUGAUUACCUUCACCGGUUGAUUAAAUAGAGUUGAUUCGCUUGCGAACGUUCAAAUUUCAAGUCUUCAUAUUUUCGCGCUCAGUCCCUGAGUCUAUUGAUGGUCUAGUAUUCUC
Molecule: messenger RNA, 889 nt
Organism: Mytilinidion resinicola
Lineage: Eukaryota; Fungi; Ascomycota; Dothideomycetes; Mytilinidiales; Mytilinidiaceae
Exons: 3
Coding region: 93-593 (166 amino acids)
Source: RefSeq, a predicted model, not a curated record